CAGAAGAAGCUGAUAUUAAGGAAAAGCCAUGAACUUAGGAGAAAGAAGUGAUUUACAGUUCCUGAGAGUCUCCAAAGGAGCUCAUGAGCUCAAAAAAAAGAUUGAUAAUUGGUCCAAAUCUUCGAGUUUCAAAGGGCAGAAAAAUUACAUUUUUGAUGAUCUUCUAAGAGGAGCAAUGGAGUUCCAGGAAUCACUGUUAAUGCUUUCGAAUCUUCAAAAAGCAACAGGCAGAAUCUCAACGAAGAGAACAAGGCAAGGUGAAAGAGAGGAAAUUGCAGAAGAAAACUCCAUUGAUUUCAUCAGACAAAAAAGAUUGCACGAACGGACACCCUCCGCUGACAGUUCCUCGACCAAUCACACGCAGGAAAUGAAGCAGGUGAUCAGAGACAAGUUUAAUAAAUUCGAUUAUGAGAAGGUUUCUUCAACCAAAAAUUCAAUUUUAUGGAAAAGUGAAGUUGAGUUUUCUGCGCUGGGAAAGAAGAUGAAAACUCCAAAUUUGAUUGCAAGGCUUAUGGGUUUGGAAGAUUUUCCUUUAAUUGAGGCUGGGAAAGAGGAGAAGGAGCUUAAGAGAAGUAGAAGUCAUGUGGAGAAGAACAAAAGUUUGGAUGAGAUUAUUGAAACCAUGAGAUCUACAGGUUUUCUGAAGAGUGAACAAUCUGUAAGCUCUAUAACAAAAUCAGAUAUGAAAAAAGAAGCAAUUUUUAGUGAGAAAGAUGGCUCCCCUCCGAUUGUGAUAAUCAGACCUCUAAAUUUGCUUUUUAGAAACACUGAAGAGGAAAAUCUAAUUUCAGAAACGUCGGAUUUGAUUUUUGAAGAGAGAGUUUCUGAUACUGAUUGUGAGUUCCACGAAAAUUUGGAACAAAGUGAAGUGGUCAGCAUUGAGGAGGAGGAAAUAGAACCACCACAGAAGCUUAAAAUAGCUGCAGCUGCUGCUCAGAAGCAGCUGAAGAGGGAUCUUGUUUUGAAGGAAAGGAAAAUGAUGGGUGAUUUAGAGAAAAUUGAAAUUAAUGGAAAGAAACAGAUGCAGAAGAAGCAGUUGAAAGCCGAAAGAGAAACUAAGAACAUGAAUCCCAAAGAGGCUGAAACAUUACAAGCCACAACAAGGUUUACUUCUCAGACAAAUAAAACUAGGGAACAAAAUAUGAAGCAUAAGUUUUUAAUGAAGUCUGCACCAUCUAAUUCUAUUAGUCAUGUGAAGUCUGAGAAGAUUUCUGCAGGAAAACCAAUUAGGAAGUCAAGUAAGCCUGAAGAUAAAAAAUCAGAAGGAAACUUUAACGGCACUCUAACUGAAAGCCGUGCAAUUUCUAGAAGCAAGAGUAUGUUAGCUGCUGAUAGCCUCCUCAAGCAGGUGCUGAAGGAACCCGCGAAGCCUUUUAAGAAAGGUAGCCUAUAAGAUGAGAUCAGAAAAAACCACGAGGUAAUAUGUGAAGUUAUGCCAAGAAAUUACAAAGAUGGAAGAGGUUUAGAGAUGUUUGAAGAAUCCAUUAGAAAAUCUUACUAUAAACCCCCCACCAUUGCUAUAAAGCAUGCAUUCUAUCAAACAACAUUCUUCGAAGAAGAUGGAGUUUUCUAUGACCAGCUGCUCCACAAAUCCGUGAAGGGUAGAAUGGUCCGAAAAAAUCACGAGAACGAUCUUGCAACUCAUCAAAUGAUACGAGAAAGAGCGGCAAAUCAAGCAUCGUAUGGAUCUUUCAAACGCUUGUUGGAGGAGGACAAUAAUGGGAUAAAGAAACUAAAAAGUUAUAGCGAGUUUAAUGAUGCAUGUUAUGAAGAUUGUAUUGAUUGUAUGUUGGAGAAGGACCUUUAUUGCAAAGAAACAUUGUUGAAUGUAAUAUGGGAUAAUUGGAUUUGUGUGGAGGAAACAGACAUAGUUGUCUUUGAAGUUUCUGAGAGAAUUAU
Molecule: messenger RNA, 1899 nt
Organism: Phalaenopsis equestris
Lineage: Eukaryota; Viridiplantae; Streptophyta; Magnoliopsida; Asparagales; Orchidaceae
Exons: 3
Coding region: 29-1393 (454 amino acids)
Source: RefSeq, a predicted model, not a curated record